Chelmon rostratus (copperband butterflyfish) is the source of this 855-nucleotide messenger RNA. Its product is annotated as cytochrome b5 domain-containing protein 1. Lineage: Eukaryota; Metazoa; Chordata; Actinopteri; Chaetodontiformes; Chaetodontidae. The transcript has 5 exons. The record is from RefSeq and is a predicted model, not a curated record. The coding region runs from base 67 to 744 and encodes 225 amino acids.
UUGACGGCGUCACUGAGCAAUCAGCGCCCCGAAGCGGCUCCGCAGGAACCAAUCAGAGGUGGACAUAUGGAAAUGAACGGGAGAUCGUGUGGGACGAUGGAGAGACAGAAGUUCUUCACUCCCGCUGAGGUGGCCGCUCAUAACACCGCUGCCGACCUGUGGGUGUCCUUCCUGGGCAAAGUCUGUGACCUGACCCCGCUGAUGAACCGGCACAAAGGUGACGCUCUCCUGCUGCCCAUCAUGGAGUGUGCAGGACGGGACAUCAGCUGCUGGUUUGACCCCGAAACCAAAGACGUCCGAAAAUACGUAGAUCCACUGACUAACUGCGUGAGGUACUACACCCCCAGGGGGCGCUUCGUGCACGUUCCCCCCGCCGGCCCUCGCUCCGACUGGUCCACCGACAUCGGGCGGCCCUGGUGGAAGGAUGAACGCUACGAGGUGGGACUGCUGUCCGCCAAAACCAGGUGGAUACGAGUCAUCAACACGCUGACGUCACAGGAGCAGCGGCUGCAGGUGUGCUCAGAGGAGACUCUGGCUGAGAUCCUCCAGCGUUACCUGCGCUACAACGCUCACGCCUGCAGCUACACCUGGAAACACGAUGGAGCGAGCCUGGACAUGAACGGGACGCUCGGCGAGAACAACGUCCUCGACGACGACCACGAGCUCCAACGGCUGCGGCUGGACCCGGACCUCUUCGCCCCCGCCCUCCUCCUCCACUUCAACGACGACCUCAGCGAGGGAUGACCUCUGACCUCAUCGAGGUCUCUGACGUCAGCUCGCAGCCGAGCGUCACCUUGUGAUGCUCAGCUGACCGAUGCACCUGUACCGCCACGUGUUAGCGUGAUGAGCACGACG